Peromyscus leucopus (white-footed mouse) is the source of this 1718-nucleotide messenger RNA. RefSeq names its product NME/NM23 family member 9 (gene Nme9). Gene Ontology annotation, biological process: UTP biosynthetic process; CTP biosynthetic process; GTP biosynthetic process. NCBI's taxonomy places the organism in Eukaryota, Metazoa, Chordata, Mammalia, Rodentia, Cricetidae. The coding region runs from base 441 to 1418 and encodes 325 amino acids. The record is from RefSeq and is a predicted model, not a curated record. The transcript has 11 exons. Gene Ontology annotation, molecular function: nucleoside diphosphate kinase activity.
GGUGCUGGGUUGCUAGGACGACCAUUGCAAAGACGCUGCGGAGUCAAGUUGGAGAUUUUCUGGCCUCGUCCAGGCCCUGGUAUCUGGUAUCUAUACCGUUCGCAGGAGCUGAGUCCGAGUAGUUCAUGGAGACUUGUAGGGACAACGGGACCCUCUUUAUCGGCUCGAGUUCUUCAGUGGACACUAUAAUGUGGCAAACUGCCAGAGCUGCCUACGGGUGCCCCUGGGCUCCUGAGUGAAGGGGCUUUACAGACGCCAGCCCCACUUCCGAAAACAGCCUGGUGAUCCCUUGGGGCCCCGGGAGGAGGGAGGGAGAAAGAGAGAGCUAGAGUGCGCCAGCCUGUGUCUCUGUGCAUUUUGCAUCCGUACAUUGAUUUACCGUCUCUUUAAAAGAGGCUCUAGGCUUGCUGGUUUGAACAGUUUGGUUUCUUUGCAGAGCCAUGGGCAGCAGGAAGAAGGAGAUUGCCCUGCAGGUCAACAUCAACACCCAGGAGCUUUGGGAGGAAAUGCUCAGCUCCAAAGGACUGACCGUUGUGGACGUCUACCAGGGCUGGUGUGGCCCCUGCAAACCUGUGGUUAGCCUCUUCCAGAAGAUGAGGAUGGAGGUUGGUUUGGACCUUCUCCAUUUUGCUUUGGCAGAGGCAGACAGUCUUGAUGUUCUGGAAAAAUACCGGGGGAAGUGCGAGCCAACCUUCCUGUUCUAUGCGGGAGGCGAACUGGUGGCUGUGGUGAAAGGAGCCAAUGCCCCGCUGCUUCGGAAGACCAUCUUACACCAGCUGGAGGUCGAAAAGAAGGUUCUGGCUGAAGGCAGGGAACGGAACGUGGUGACCGACGAGGUUCUUUCUGGCAUAGCCAAGUGUCCUCCCCGAGAAAAGGGUGGUAGUGAAGAGGAGGAGAUAGUGUCAUCAGAGAAGACCUGUACAUUAGCCAUCAUUAAGCCAGACGCGGUGGCCCAUGGAAAGGCUGAUGAGAUCAUGAUGAAGAUCCAGGAAGCAGGAUUUGACAUUCUAUCAAAUGAAGAGAGAACCCUGACAGAGGCAGAAAUGCAAGUGUUCUAUCAACACAGAGCCAGGGAGGAGGCAUUUGAGAAGCUAGUACAUCACAUGUGCAGUGGACCCAGCCACCUCCUGAUCCUCACCAGGACCGAGGGCACCGAGGAUGUAGUCACUGCUUGGCGAACCUUCCUGGGGCCUUGUGACCCCAAUGUGGCCAGGAGGGAACAUCCUGAAAGUCUCCGGGCUCAGUAUGGCACAGAAAUGCCCUUUAAUGCUGUGCAUGGAAGCCGGGACAGAGAAGAUGCCAACAGAGAGCUGGCCCUGCUCUUCCCCAGUUUCAAGUUUUCAGAUAAAGACACGAAAGCCCCCCAGGGUGCUGAGGCUCAGAGUGGUGAGCCCCAUGGAGGCCCUUUGCAUCUCUAAGCGUAUCUGAGGACUGGAACACUACUGUCUUCUGCCAGUAUCAAGAUCACAAGGCCACCAGAGGGGCCAUUGGUAUGCUCAUGUCUGCACAGGAGGACCUUCAGAGGACGAUUUCGGAGCACUGAUAUGCUCUUGGUUCAGCCCUAGUUUGUAGACAAUGAAAUAACUGUCUUACUAGACAGUCUACAGAACAUACCCUACCUUCUAGUCGCUGCACUCGACUGAGGCAACGGUGUCACCUCUGAGGACACUGGAUCCCCCCACAAUAAAUCUACUGUUUUGAGCCUAGCUUGGUACCUU